AGAUAUGGAACAGAAACAGGCUCAUGCAUUCUCUGUUUAUCUUACUCAGCCCUUACUUGCCACUUCUCUGGCAUUACUUUCUUACAAUUGGUAUCCAUCAUCUGUAUUUGUUGGAGAUACAUACACAUACUUUGCGGGAAUGACCAUGGCUGUAGUCGGGAUCUUAGCGCAUUUCAGUGAAACUCUCCUGAUAUUUUUUCUGCCCCAAGUGAUAAACUUUCUCUUAUCACUUCCACAGCUCUCAGGCUAUGUCAAAUGUCCCAGGCAUCGUCUGCCAAGGUUCGAUCCUGAGACUGGACUGCUGACGGGAACAAAUGAUGGAACACUUGUUAAUUUCUACUUGAGAAUAUUUGGCAGGAAGUCCGAGAUGUCACUCUGCAUCCAUCUUCUCGUUGUUCAGGCUCUUGGAUGCUGUUUUUGCUUCAUGCUGAGGUAUUUCCUGGCUGGCUGGUACAAAUGAGGCGCACCAACAACUGAGCAUAUCUUUCGAACUAUCCUUCGGCUUUAUUAACAAUAUAGAUACGGGAUCAUUUUU
Molecule: messenger RNA, 535 nt
Organism: Carica papaya (papaya)
Lineage: Eukaryota; Viridiplantae; Streptophyta; Magnoliopsida; Brassicales; Caricaceae
Source: RefSeq, a predicted model, not a curated record